CAAAUGCGUUCUGCAGUGAGAGGUGUCGGUAGAAACUCUGUUUGAAAGAAAGGAACGAUGACACCGGAGCAGAGCUGACGUUCACAGGCUGGAGAGAUUCUGAACAAUCUGAAGGUUUAACUCUUCCAAAAACAAGACAAACGCUGCUGUUUGAAAAUGUAUGGAAACACUGGGCCAUUCUCCUAUUCCCCAAGGGGUUUCUCACCGGAGGACCUCCCUCAACAGAGGCGGGCUUUCCAACAGGAUGAUGUCAAGGGUUCUCCACUGCAGAGAAACGGCAUAUCCAGACCCAGUGGAAGACACAUAUACAUGCAGAGAAAAGAGUACUCUGAGUCGCUGAACAGACAACCCGACAACUUUCACGUCAGAGUGGAGCAUCUGUUCACCUGUGAGCUGGACGGCCAGGAGGUGAAGACAGUGGACAACUGUGUGUCCAAGCUCAAGAGGCUGGAUGCCAAAGGUCGCCUGUGGCCACAGGAGAUGAUCAUGGAGGUUCAGGGAGGAUAUCUGAUGCUCAGCGACAUUGAGACCAAGACAGAGCUGGAGUCUGUGCCUUUGAGUAGCAUCACGCAAACCAAAGCUGUAUUGGACAGCUGCGCCUACAACUCUGUGCUGGCGAUAACUGUGCAGGAACGCAGCAAACGCAUCCCUCAGGUCUUCAUGUUCCAGUGUGAGGAGACCGGGGCGCCGUUCAUCAAGGGCGAUCUGGAUAAAGCAAUCCGGAAAGGAGGAGCUGAUGCGCAGCCACGCAAAGACAAAUUUGACAUAAGGAGUGAUCUUGAAAACAUCAUCGGGCAACACGCUCCGGGAAGUUUCCGGCAGGCUGGGCCUCGACUUGUGCAGCAAGAGAUGACCCCGCCACCACCGGACCACCCGCCCCCACAGUGGGGCAGCAGAGAACCAGAGAGUUUCCCUCCCCUGCGGGUCGACACCCCACAAGAGGAAAUACUGCAUCAUCCGGAUCUUCAUGACUUAGGGAGCGGCCCAGAGGUGGCCCGUGAGCAAACAGACACAGACAGGAACACGGACAUAUUAAACCAUGUUCUAAGUGAUUUGGAGAUCUUCCUGGCCAAAGUGUCUGAGACAGCAAAUGCACCAUCACUGCAAAGUGAGAAGAACAAGAAGAAAAACUUGUUUAAGAAGAAAAAAUCAAAGAAAAAUGCACCAGCUUCCAGUCUGCCGUCGUGGGAGGAAUAUAUCGCCUGUCUUCAGAAAAUCAAAUAUGGAUUUAAUCUGCUGGGCCAGCUGGAAAGCACACUGACCAGCCCCAGUGCUCCUGACUUUGUCCACAUCCUCUUCACUAGUCUAGGCAUGGUAGUGCCUCAGUAUCCUGCAGACCUGCCCCCUACUGUGCUCUCUCCCCUGCUGACAGAGUCGGCCAUGCGGCUGCUCAGUCGGGUCGUCAGCCCGGAGGAAGACCAGCUGUGGAGGUCUCUGGGAGACCCCUGGAACAUCCCCAGGUCUAGAUGGCCGGAUGCUGAUAUCUUACCUUACAUCCCUGACUUCUACGACGGCUGGCAGCCGCCUGCCCCCUCACGCAUGCCCUCCCCACACCCUCAGAACAAUGAUCCACUGAGCAGGAGCAACAGCCAGCGCUUCCCACCCGGCCGACCCAAUGGACAAAUAAAUGAGAGCCGGAGCUACUCACCCAGAGCAAUGCAGAUGCAGCCUGAAGAGCCUGUCACCAACAGUCCGUGGGGUCCACCACCACCACCACAGUUCAGCAAGCCUCCCCUGUACAUGCGGGUCAUUUACGACUUCAUGGCCAGAAACAACCAAGAGCUGAGUAUUAUGAAGGGUGACGUUGUCCAGGUGAUUCAGAAAUCCAAGCAAUGGUGGCUUGUUCGUAACGGCCGCGAUGAGGAAGGAAACGUUCCUCAGAAUGUUUUGGAGCCGAUGAAGAACGCUGGGCACACAGAAGAUCUACCGUGGGAGACACGCGGCCCAGUGACUCUCGACAUGUCCUCCUCAUCUGCUGAGGUGAAAGCCUGGCUGCAGUACAAAGGUUUCUCCAAAAUCACUGUGACCAGCCUCGGGGUGCUGACCGGGAAACUGCUCCUGGGGAUGAGCAAGGAUGAGAUAAGGACUGUGUGUCCGGAGGAAGGAGGCAAGGUCUUCUUCCAGCUUCAGGCCGUUAAGUCAGCCAUUGCACUCGCCAGUGAACCAUCAGGCCUGUACAACAGCCGCUACUAACGACCUACUUCACUGCACCUUCAGUUUCUCUUCUCGUCAAUUUUCACCCGCGAUCAACAUCUGGAAUUAUUGGGAUCGAAUUUUGUCCUUUUGUGUCAUAAAUCAUCUUGUGUGGAUGGCUACUUCCAGCAUGAAUGCAACUGCAUCAAAUACUGAUUUGUCAUUCAAGUCAAAGUACUUUUAGUGAAUGAAACUUGUAUGACCAGAAAUAAUUAAUAAUUAACUGUAAUUUAUUUUACUUACUAGAAAUUAGAAGAAUUACUUUGUAAGUUCUGUAUAGUUUCCCCAAUGAUAAAAUAAAAUGUAUGUUGACAUUUAAGUUCCAUCUAA
This is a messenger RNA of Seriola aureovittata, 2523 nucleotides long. It is a transcript of the gene eps8l3b, whose product is annotated as EPS8-like 3b. The coding region runs from base 157 to 2193 and encodes 678 amino acids. Gene Ontology annotation, biological process: positive regulation of ruffle assembly; Rho protein signal transduction; regulation of Rho protein signal transduction. Gene Ontology annotation, cellular component: vesicle; plasma membrane; ruffle membrane. The record is from RefSeq and is a predicted model, not a curated record. NCBI's taxonomy places the organism in Eukaryota, Metazoa, Chordata, Actinopteri, Carangiformes, Carangidae. The transcript has 20 exons. Gene Ontology annotation, molecular function: actin binding.